This is a messenger RNA of Cyclocybe aegerita, 1077 nucleotides long. The record is from the annotation of a GenBank genome assembly. NCBI's taxonomy places the organism in Eukaryota, Fungi, Basidiomycota, Agaricomycetes, Agaricales, Hemipholiotaceae.
AUGUUGUCCACAGCACCUCGUGCCCGGCCUCAUUGCCGUACCUGCGGCGAGCCAAUGCUGGGACACAAGAGAGGUCUCUGCCAUCCUCCGACACGCGAAAGCUCCUCCCUCUCAGAGGACAGCGACGAGACCAACAGCACCAGCCGCCACACGCGAAGCACCCGUUCGCGUUUCUCGUCCUUCGGUACCACCCCGCUCCCAUCACCCAGCCCGACCCCCUCUGGAGAUGGAGGGGAGUGCGAGCAUGAGGAGCCGCCCCAGACCCCGCGAAAGCCGCAACCCCUCAUGCGCUCGCCCCCGCGCUACCCCUUCGACCCGCUCGUUCCCGAUAAGUGGGUCGUCCCGGCGCGAGGAAACGUUCGGCGCGUCAAUCCCUACCUCAAAGAUAACUUCCUGCUCGUCAACAAGGGCAAGGGCAGGGGCGUGUCCGAGGACGGUGGGGAAGAGGAAGAGUACCAAGAGGACUCGGACAAGGAAAACGCCAACUCUACCGGGACGCUGAGCCGCCACGCGUCGUGGACCCCGACGGAGAUUGUGGAUACUGCGACCCAGUGGUUAAACCGCCUCACACCUCCCAAGAGCCCGAGCCCUGCACCGACCAUCCGCGCGAACGCGUACCGCCAGGAGCAACGCAACGCGACUGCAGGACCCAGCGGCACGCGCAACCGGCACGCCAACCACAACGCAAAUCCACCUACUACAGACGUAGCUCAAGACACCCCAACCACGACCUCCCGAGUGAGCACCGCGCUCUCCCGCCUGCCCGUGCACAUCGAGGGCAUCAUCCGCGCUGCCGGACGGUACCAAACACGCGUCAUUGCAUUCCUCCCGCCCUUCGCCACCCCCUCCACUUCCGCUCCCACCCACGUCACCGCCAGGCUCGUCACCUCCCUCGAAGAAUUCAACUGCACCAUUGCGCAGGCCGAGGACAUCGCGUUCGGGAUGGUCCUCAUCGCCGAUGGUCGUACUUCCUGGGGCACCGCGCGUAUGUUCAGGUGGCUCUGGGAUUGGAUGACCAAGGGCCUCGCUUUCGUGUUCGUUUUUGCGUUGCUGGUCUGGUAUAACUUUUAUAUGUAG